This is a messenger RNA of Anthostomella pinea, 3132 nucleotides long. The record is from the annotation of a GenBank genome assembly. Lineage: Eukaryota; Fungi; Ascomycota; Sordariomycetes; Xylariales; Xylariaceae.
AUGCCUCACUCGAAGCAGGAUGGACCACUGGUCAAGCGCCAGAAGCUGCGUGCUGUCGCAAAACCCAAUUCCUCUACCGCCCGCCAGUCCAACAUAUUCGCGCCAUAUAGGACGGUUGGCCUUGUCUCUCCGACGAACGUGCCCUUCACCUCGAUACCCCUAGGCAAGACCACCUUUCAGGUGACCACCUCGAUUGGACGAUCUCUACAAACAUACGAUCUGAAGUGCGGCCUCAACCUGGUGUUCAUGACCCGACCGCAGACCCCGUCCGAUAUCACCGCCACCUGCGCUUGGAAGGACAAGGUGUUUGCUGCCUGGGGCGAUGCGCGCAAUGGGGACUCUCAGGGUGUCUGGAUCUUUCAGAGGGGGAAGAAAGUCGGCGAGCUGGACCUUCCACUCGACCUCGAGCAGCCUAUCAAGCAAAUAGUCAUCUUCGGCUCUUGGAUACUUGCGUGCUCAUUGACGAGGAUCGAGGUGUGGAAAACAACCACACUCGAACAUUACACCACGCUUUUCACCAUGGCCUCCAAGAAAGGCGACAACGAGCUGACGGGUGGGAUAUGCACCAUGCCGACCUACCUGAACAAGAUAUUUGCUGGACGCCGAGACGGAUGGGUCGAAAUAUGGAACGUGUCUACUGGUAAACUGAUAUAUACAAUUCUGCCUCCCUCGUCAAAAAGCGGCGCCGUCACAUGCUUGCAACCAACGCCUGCGCUUUCGUUGAUGGCCAUCUCAUAUGCGAAUGGUCCCCUGGUUAUCCAUAAUGUGCUCGCCGACAAGAGCAUCCUUCAGGUCGCUGCUGGUACCGAAGACGCCCCAGUGACCUGCAUCGCGUUUCGCACAGAUGGCAUUGGCGCUGGCCUGGACGGCCGCAAGGAUGGAGUCAUGGCAACCGCAACCGAUGCGAGCGGAGACGUUACCUUUUGGGACCUCAACCAAGGCGGCAGGAUCAUGGGUGUCUUAAGGAGUGCCCAUAACCCCCCUGCGCAAGAGGGUGAUCGGGUUCGCGGAGGAGUGAGCAAGAUCGAGUUCCUUGCCGGCCAACCUGUUCUCGUCACAAGUGGGCGAGACAAUUCCUUGAAGACUUGGAUCUUCGAUGAAACGCCCUUCUCGCCGAUACCGAGGGCACUACACACGCGAAGUGGGCAUGCGGCGCCGGUCACAUGUCUUCGUUUCUUGCCGACCGAUUUCGAGGGUGCUGAGGCAGGCAACAAAUGGCUCCUCAGUGGUGGUAAAGACCGCAGCUUGUGGGGAUGGAGUCUUCGUCGUGAUGGCCAAAGCACAGAGCUGAGCCAAGGCAACAUUCGCAAGAAGGCCAAGAAGUAUGGCAUUUUGGCGGGUAACACCCUGAGUCAUGGUCCGACCACGACCCUCGAAGACCUGAAAGCGCCCGAGAUCACUUGUAUAGCCUGCUCCCUGAAUCGGGACGGUGGUAUGGGUGCGAUGCCGGGCAAGCAAGCGCUAUGGCAGAAGACUCGCGAUCAGAGAAAGGGGAUGGACGCCGAGAUCAGCGGAAUGACUGGCUGGGAAAGUGUUGUUACUGCCCACAAGGACGAUGCAUUCGUGCGUACGUGGUUUUGGGGUCGUAAAAGAGCAGGGAGAUGGGCAUUUCAAACAGGUGACGGUGCCUAUGCGUCGACCGUCGCUAUGAGUCCAUGUGGGACCUUUGCUGUUGUCGGAUCAGUUCAAGGGUCGAUUGAUAUGUUCAAUCUCCAGUCCGGGCUACACCGUCAAAGGUUCCCUUCAAAACUGACUCCGGCGCAGGCCAGACAGGUCAAGAUGCAGCAGGCCAGACAGGCAGACACUGUCGUCCAACUUCAAGCGCGCUCGUCCACCGGGUUCCUCCCGGGAACCGGCAAGCAUACCAAAGCUGUCACCGGCAUUGUGGUGGACUCGAUGGACAAAACCGUGAUCAGCUGUUCUCUGGAUGGCAGGGUCAAGUUCUGGGACUUCCUAACAGGCAAUCUGGUGCACGAAAUCAACUGGGCCCCGAUGACUGCAAUCACUGGCUGCCGAUACCACGCUGCAAGUGAUUUGAUCGCCUUCUCUUGCGACGAUAAUUCGAUUCGGAUUGUAGAUAUCGAAACGAAACGAACAAUACGUGAGUUCUGGGGGUGCCAGGGCACGAUCAACGACUUCACAUUUUCAAACGACGGACGAUGGAUCGUGGCGGCAUCUCAGGAUUCGGUCAUACGAGUCUGGGACUUGCCGACUAGCCAUCUGAUUGACGCUAUCCGACUCGAAAAGCCGUGUACUGCUCUAGCAUUCUCAGCAACCGGCGAAUACUUGGCCGCAUCGGUUGAGGGCCAGCUAGGUGUCGACAUCUGGACCAACAAGACAAUGUUCACCCAUGUACCAACUAGGCAGAUAUCCGAAAGUGCUGUGCAACAAGUAUCGGGACCGACAGCAUCAGGAGAGGGUGGUCAAGGUCUGCUGGAAGCGGCCUUCGAGGACGAGACGCGGGUGGAGGACGAGGAUGCAGUUGCUGCUCCAAGUCUGGAUCAGCUCAGCGCCGAUAUGAUGACGCUCAGCUUGGUCCCUCGCAGUAAAUGGCAAACUUUGUUGCAUCUCGACCUGAUCAAGCAAAGGAACAAGCCCAAGGAGCCCCCCAAGGCUCCUGAGAAAGCACCAUUCUUUUUGCCUUCUGCGAGUGGACCGGCACCAGCGAAGCUGAAUCCCGCCGAAACAAAUACAGAAGAAGAUCAGAUGCAAUCGAGGAUCACGCGCUUUGACCGCAACAGGAUGGAGCAAGCAUUUACCAGUAGCUUACAAGCUGGAGCUGCUAGCGGCAAUUACGACGAGUUUAUUGAACACCUGAAGUCACUGUCUCCUGCCACGGCAGACCUCGAGUUGCGUUCACUCUCAGUUGGGGAAGACGAUGAAACCAACGAACUACUGCACUUUAUUCGUGCCCUAACAAGCCGGCUCGUAGCGCGCCGAGAUUACGAACUCACCCAGGCGUGGAUGACUGUCUUCUUGCGGCUACAUUUCGACCUGGUCAUGGCGAAUGACGUUCUAAUGAGCGCGUUGCAGGAGUGGAAGAAUCAUCAAGCGGAUGAGUGUGCGAGGUUAGAUAACUUGGUCGGGUAUUGUGGAGGUGUAGUGAGCUUCUUGAGGAGCCCGCGAACUUGA